Messenger RNA from Candidula unifasciata, 489 nucleotides. Lineage: Eukaryota; Metazoa; Mollusca; Gastropoda; Stylommatophora; Geomitridae. The record is from the annotation of a GenBank genome assembly.
AUGCCAAACAUAAAGCUGCAUAGUUCCGAUGGAGAGAUCUUUGUUGUUGAUGUUGAAAUCGUCAAACAGUCAGUCACAAUCAGAACAAUGUUGGAAGACUUGGGCAUGGAUGAAGACGAAGAUGAGCCAGUACCAUUGUCAAAUGUCAACUCUGCCAUUCUGAAGAAAGUUAUCCAGUGGUGUACAUUCCACAAAGACGAUCCACCUCCACCUGAAGAUGAUGAGAACAAAGAGAAAAGAACGGAUGAUAUUUCAUCCUGGGAUGCAGAGUUUCUGAAGGUUGACCAGGGAACGCUGUUUGAGUUAAUUCUGGCUGCCAACUACCUGGACAUAAAAGGGUUGUUGGAUGUCACUUGUAAGACAGUAGCCAACAUGAUCAAAGGCAAGUCUCCAGAGGAGAUCAGAAAGACCUUCAAUAUCAAGAAUGAUUUCACGCCAGCAGAGGAAGAGCAGGUGCGGAAGGAGAAUGAAUGGUGCGAAGAGAAAUAG